Messenger RNA from Trichobilharzia szidati, 796 nucleotides. Lineage: Eukaryota; Metazoa; Platyhelminthes; Trematoda; Strigeidida; Schistosomatidae. The record is from the annotation of a GenBank genome assembly.
CUCUGAAAGCUUUUAAUUUGAUUUGGAUUGUCCCUUGUACGAGAUAGUGGUCUGAGCCAAUGUCUGCUCCUCUUCUUACUUUUGUGUCCAGCAGGCUGCGCCUCCACUUCCUUGAGAUUGAGAUGAAGUCGAUUUGGUUGUUGGUUCGCCCAUCUGGUGACACCCAUGUAGCCUUGUGGAUAUCCUUGUGUUUGUAUACGCUGCCACCAAUCACUAGUUCAUUGAAGGCGCAGAAGUCGGCGAAGAGUUCUCCGUUUUCAUUCAUUUCUCCGAGAGCUUCUCUACCCAUGAUGAGUUCCCUUCCUGUGUUGUCUGAUCCCAGUUUGGCGUUCAUGUCUCCCAUUAGUAUUUUGAUGUCACCAGCUGGAGUAUUGUCCAUUGUUGUCUGCAGUUGUCUGUAGAAUUCUUCUUUCGUUUCGAGGUCUCCGUUGUUUGCUGCUGCAUAGUAUUGUAUAACUGACACUUUCCUUCCUUUGGAGUUGAAUCUGGCGGUCAUUAUUCUGGGCGACAUCGCCUCCCAUUGCAUCAGGGCCUUCGUUGCCGUUGGUGACAUGAUAGCCACACCCUCGGUGUGCAUGUGGUUGACUUCUGGGUGACCGGAGUAGAUCAAAGAUAAUUUGGUGAGUCCACUCCCAUUCCAUCUGCUUUCGCAUAUUUCCAGUACUUGAAUUCCGUAUCUUCUCAUCUCGUUUGCAAUCUGGGCAGUUUGCUAGUCUCGUACAUGGUGCGGACGUUCCAUGUCCCCACACAGACUUUUUCUUUUGUCGCAAGGAAACUCAUCGUGCUGAAGUUCAAC